AUGACAACUUCAAUCUCCCUUCUCAGCUAUGGAAAAAAGCAAUGGACAGAGUUCAGAGCUCAGAUGAGAUGCAGAGUCACAAAUGCUUUUCUACAGGACUCAGAAGAGAUCUCUGAUCAUAUGUGCACACUUAGCACCAGUUGGUGCCUACCACUGCACUGCAACACUAUCUACAGUGGGAAAGAUCACUUUUUUAUGAAGACAAACUUCUGGAGCCACUGCUGUGAAUGCAGAAAUGACCACCUUGACCUGUGGUCCUAAGUGAAACAAUGCAAUUCCAUACAGGUAGAAAAAAGCAACUGGAUGAUUUAAGAGAACCCCAAUUACUCAGGACAGCAGUACUUUUUAAAAAGGGGAGACUAUUCUGACUUCCAGAAGUGGUUCAGUCUCUGCAACUCCAUGAGAUCUUGCCACGUAAUCCCCUAUUCUGUUUCCCACAAGAUUCAGCUCUGUGAAAAAGAGGAGCUCCAAGGCCAAAUGUUGGAGUUCACCAGUGACAGCCUACCAGUCCCAGGCUGCAUCCCUCUCACUGAGAUCUUCUUCCUUGACGUUUUAGGUGGCUCCUGGAUAUUGCAAGAAAUGCGCAACUUCAGGGGCUGACACUAUUUACUGAAACCCAGGGAAUACAGAAGAUUCCUUGACUGGGGUGCAGUAAAUACCAAAAUUGUCCCUUUGCAAGGGCUGGCUGACUUGCACUGA
This is a messenger RNA of Athene cunicularia (burrowing owl), 699 nucleotides long. Its product is annotated as gamma-crystallin D-like. Gene Ontology annotation, molecular function: structural constituent of eye lens. The record is from RefSeq and is a predicted model, not a curated record. Lineage: Eukaryota; Metazoa; Chordata; Aves; Strigiformes; Strigidae. Gene Ontology annotation, biological process: lens development in camera-type eye; visual perception.